UAUUUCCCAGUACCCGAAGUAUGUGACAUUCUUGCCCAUGUCUUCAGUGCAGGUAGAUAUAUCGAAAAAAUAUUUGAAUGCAUGGAAGAUGCUCAUGCCUUGUCAGAGGAUGGAGGGUCAGCAGAGCUUUUGCAGGAAGCAACAUUGUCUUCGAUGCAUGCUAUUUCCAGUCUGAUGUAUUUUUUGCUAUUCGGUCAUCACGAUGUUUGUAGGAAGUAUAUCUGGUCUGGCUGCUAA
Molecule: messenger RNA, 237 nt
Organism: Pisolithus orientalis
Lineage: Eukaryota; Fungi; Basidiomycota; Agaricomycetes; Boletales; Pisolithaceae
Exons: 1
Source: RefSeq, a predicted model, not a curated record